Xiphias gladius (swordfish) is the source of this 6009-nucleotide messenger RNA. RefSeq names its product testis expressed 2 (gene tex2). NCBI's taxonomy places the organism in Eukaryota, Metazoa, Chordata, Actinopteri, Istiophoriformes, Xiphiidae. The coding region runs from base 704 to 4258 and encodes 1184 amino acids. Gene Ontology annotation, molecular function: lipid binding. The record is from RefSeq and is a predicted model, not a curated record. The transcript is spliced from 14 exons. Gene Ontology annotation, cellular component: endoplasmic reticulum.
CCCAGCCCGGCAGGUGGCGGCCUGUCCAAGCGAAUGUAGCCAGAUUAAACGAGCCGAAAUUUGGAUGGAUGCACAGGCUACUGGAAACACGGGGCGUCCGGUGGAUCUGAUCCAAGGGGGGGGCAGGCACGUUACUGGCGUCUGUGGAGGGGAAUCCGCGUCUUAUAGGCGCACUGCAACGCCGUGACGCACUUCACACUCUCCUGCUGCAACACAAUAAAAUAUGAAUCACGAGAUUGCCGACGGUGGGACGCUCCGCUGGGUGCAGAUACCUUCUAAGUGGUGAGGAAGGGGGUGUGGCGGUAACCAUCUCCCGCUCGCCCAAACAACACACGCCCAGGUCUCGUGCGUUUGUGGCGCACAGUCGGGGCUCAGGUCUGAUCAGUGUAGCGCCGUCUGCUCGGACUCUCGCCGCCGGGGGUGCACGGGCCAGCCAGCCAGCCAGCCAGCCAGCCUGCCAGCCCUGGGCUGCCCGCCGUGCUCCGUCCCUCCGCAGGCUCCGGGGCUGCAGAUAAAAGCGCAUUACGCAGAUUCAAAACCUGGGUGCAGAGCGAACUAGUGGCCUCCGGAUGAAGAUGCGAUAACUACGGCAUGUUAGGACCACGAUCCAUGGCUGUGCUGUGUGUGUCUGUGCAGGUUGUGUUGCAGGAGGAGAUUGAAUGCCUCUAAAAUCUCAAGGCUGUGAGCCCUGUGCAGGGUGGUGAUGAGCAGCCAGGGCAACAGCAGCAGUGGAAGUGGCCAGCAUGCUGACACUCCACCCCUUCGUCAUGCCCCUGGACCCAAGCUGCAGGUCCAGCGCUCCCUCUCUCGUGACACCAUCACCAUCCACUUCUCUGCUCUGGGGAAGGAGGAAGAUGAUGAGGAAGAGGAGCUUUACGGGUUACCUGUUGGAGCUAAAUCUGGCCUGGAUGGUGCAGGGGGACUUCACGGUCUAGAAGCUUCGGGGGCUGACGACCGGUCUGUUGCCACGGGCUUGGAGGCAAAGGAAGAGCUGCUGUUUGAAUCCACAGGAGUGGAGGCCUUCUCUGGAGCUGCUGUGCUCCCUGUUUCAUCCACCACCCUGUCUGUGCAACCCUCAGAUCCCCACCCACACACACCCUCUGCAGCCAUGACUAUUAUUCCCACUUCCACCCACUCCCACCUGAGCUCCAGUCCCCUUGCCAGCUCAUCCUGGCCCACUGACCGGCCCACAGCUAAUCCUCCAUCCACAAGCUCCAACUCCUCCUCCCCUUGUAAAUCUGCAGCGCUGUCGUCCUCCAAGCCUUUUCUCAGCCUGGUGAGGUCUUUGUCCAAUGACGUUGAAUCCACACCUGCGCCUACAACGGCCGCACCACCCCAUGCACGCCAUCGACACUUAAUGAAAUCUUUUGUUAAGUCUCUAUCCACGGACACUUCAAAGGCUGAACAUCAGGAAGGGCCUCUUCAUCACUAUCUUUAUCAGCAGCAGCAGCAAAUACAGCCAUCCCAUCGGCCUCCACCUCGCAACAUGCAGCUCUUCAAGCAGUUCUCCCAGCCUCGUUUAUCCUCCAGCCCUGUCAUUGUCACUCAAGUGGGUGGAGACUCCAAAACAGCCCCUUCUUCCCCCAUCAUGUCCCCAGAUGGUAGGUCUUUCUUCAAGGUCCAAGAGGUAGAGGCCAAGAUAGAAGACACUAAGCGACGGCUGUCAGAGGUGAUGUCAGACCCCCUGCAGCUUUUUAGUAAGAUCAUGGGAGAUGAGAGUGGCGUGGCAGCUGGUGGUGCCACUCAUCGCGCCAAAUCACUGUCCUCCAGUGCGUCAGAGCUCAGCGGAGUGACAUCGAUAAACGGACAUGCAGAAGGUAACAACUACAGCAUCAAGGAGGAGGAAGGGGUGGAAGGGGAAGAAGAGGAAAAAACACCAACAGGCAAGGGCUCGGACUCUGUUUUUUUCUCUUUCCCAUCACUGGCACCAGCUCCAGCGGUCGCCCAGGCCUCCUCAUCCACUCUCCACAAGUCUCCUUCUCUCGCUCUGGGUCGCUGCUCUAUGUCAGCCCUGGUAGCUCGACAGGAAGACGAGGACUUCUGUGAACUGUACAGUGAAGACUUUGAGUUAUAUACUGAUACAGAGACACCAGAUGGAGAUCGUCCCAGGUCCCGGCAGCCCCACACUGGUAGCAAUGGUUUGUGUAGUGAACUCGAUAUAGAAGAAGAGGAGAAAGCAGAGGAGGAGGUUGAUACUGUACCUAUGACUGGCCUCAUCUUCUUAACACAGUUGGUGUACUGGUACUUUGUCCUCCCAGUGCCACCCUGUGUAUGUGCAGUGGUGCAUGGGAUAGUAGCUGGGUUCAUGUUGGCCUUGCUGGUCCUUUGGCUGUCCUCUCCUCGAUGCUCCUCAUCAGGCACGAGAAGAGGGAGGGGAAGGAUAGGGCACUGGAAUGUGCCCCAGUUGGAUAUCAAAGAACCAGGAAUAUUCAAGGGCUGGAUGAAUGAGAUCCACAGCUACGACCCAGAGAUGUACCACGCCACCCUGACCCACUCUGUUUACAUCCGUCUAGAGGGCUCCGUCUUGCGUCUGUCCAAGCCCAACCGGAACAUCUCCCGCCGUGCUGCACACAACGAGCCUAAACCUGACGUCACCUAUAUCAGCCAGAAGAUCUACGACCUGACUGACAGCAAGAUAUACCUGAUGCCCCAGAGCUUGGCUAGAAAGAGAGUUUGGAAUAAAAAGUACCCAAUUUGCAUUGAGUUGGCCAAGCAGGAGGACUUCAUGUCCAAGGCCCAGGGAGAGAGGCCUGAAGCUGGUGAGGACAAAUUAACAGGGCUGAGUGAGAAGCUAGAACAAACAGACAAAAGCGAGAAAGCUGAAGGAUUGGCAUCAGCGGAGGAACCCAAAAGACCGACUUCUGGAGGAGGGGAUCUGACAAUCUACCUGUUUGGGAGGACGGGUCGGGAAAAGGAAGAGUGGUUCCGGAGAUUUCUUCUAGCGUCCCGAAUGAAGUCUGAGGGGAGAGGUGGCAGUCUGCCUGGCAUCUACAAGGGUGCCUUCCUGCCCUCCCACAGUCGCAGUAGCAGCACCCAAUCUGGUGGAGGCCUGGAGGCUGACAGCAGGAGCAGCAGUCGGGGAAGCCUGGAGGAGCUCUCGCAGUCUCGUCACAGAGAGGCCUCCUCUGUUCUCUCCUGUGGCUCUACUGGAGGGAAGAAGCAGAAGAUGCUGUUGGACUAUAACAUCUACAUGGCCAAAUAUGUCAACCCACAGGCACCACCGAGAAGCCCAAAUGCCACUGACAGCCCUGGGAACAGCCCUGAGAGCAGCCCCAAAACUAACAAAAAGUUACACAGGAGUUCAGAAGAUACCGCGGAGCCUGAGGCCUGGGUCAAUGCUUUUUUGGGGAGGAUAUUCUGGGACUUCCUGGGAGAGAAGUACUGGGCCAAUGUAGUCUCCAAAAAGAUCCAAAUGAAGCUCAGUAAAAUCAGGCUGCCAUAUGUUAUGAAUGAGCUGACUUUGACAGAGCUAGACAUGGGCUUUUCCAUCCCUAAGAUCCUUCAUGCUUCCAAACCCUCUGUGGACCACCAAGGUCUGUGGUUUGAUCUGGAGAUCUCAUACACGGGCUCCUUCCUCAUGACACUAGAGACCAAGAUGAACCUGGCCCGUCUCGGGAAGGAGGGCGAAGGGCUUGGGGAGCAUGGGAAAGAAUGGCCCAGGACACGGACAUACUGUCUGGCGGACAGUGAUGAGGAGUCGUCUAGCGCUGGCUCGUCGGAUGAGGAAGAUCCCCCAGAACUCUUCAGUGACAAACCUGUUCUUCCCGGAGGCGAGGGCUAUGUGGGAGGCCACAGGCCCAGCAAGAUCAUGCGCUUUGUGGACAAGAUAGCCAAGUCGAAGUACUUCCAGAAAGCCACAGAGACGGAGUUCAUUAAGAAGAAGAUGGAGGAGGUGUCCAACACACCCCUGCUGCUCACCGUGGAGGUGCAAGAGUGCCGCGGGACACUUGCUGUCAACAUCCCACCUCCCCCCACGGACAGGAUAUGGUAUGGUUUCCGGAGUCCGCCUCACCUGGAGCUGAAAGCACGGCCUAAACUGGGGGAGAGGGAGGUCACUCUAGUUCACGUGACUGACUGGAUUGAGAAGAAACUGGACCAGGAGUUUCAGAAAAUAUUUGUAAUGCCAAACAUGGAUGACGUAUGGCUACCCCUAAUGCACUCUGCCAUGGACACACGUUCAAAUGCCAACUUGGUUACUGUGACAAAUGAUGCCUUGAAGGACCCAGAACCCGAGGAGUCUGAGGUCUCUGACAUGUGAGGACUGCUAGACUGUUAGAGCGUACACCGAUGGACAUUUUAUCACCGUGGCAAUAUGACAAGUCCCCGCCCCGCUCAGAAACCACGGGUGCAGCAAUGGGCCAGGCAAACUCUCCAAAAAUUUUUACCCAUAUCCCAGUCCCACUGUCGCACCCGUCUGUGGCCAUUUAUCAUGUGUUCUCGCACAACUGGAAGUGCUGGUGAUUUCCUAAUCACUUCUUGCCACUAAAAGCAGGAGAACGAAAGAGAAUUGUGACUCAUAGAUUGUCAUCCAAUCACACAGUCUUAUCUGUGUGGCUACAAUUAUUAUGAUUACUUCACUGAUAAAAUACAAUACAUGGGGCAUGUUGAGACUGUGUGUGUGGUGGUGGAUUGACAAAUAGCCAUCUGAUUCAACAAGAAGAACCAUAAUACCUGUGAUGUACAGCUGCACCAAACAUGAUAGUUGUACAGUGUAAACUUUUUGUGCGACCUUUCUAAGCGACCGGUUUAUGUUGCUCUAACUCUACGAGAACUUUGAGGCUACGGAUGCCGAGUGUGUAGGUCUGAGUGAGGGAAUAAUCCUAAAAUUAGGAGAUGACUUUGCUGAAAGCCCCCCGCGUCUAUUAAUACAUGUUUCACAGGGAUAUCAAGACUCAUUCAUCACCGCAUUGCUGCCUGUGCCAGCCGCCUGGCACUUAUAUGCAAACAGAUCAAUGGCGCUGUGUCCAUCGAAGAUAAUAAGUCAGUUUAAAUCCACUCCGGACACUAUCAUAGCGGCAAGCCUGUGUGCUUUUUACUGUGUGGUAGGGAUUAGAGCUAAAACUGACUUUAGAGGGGUGAAUUCAAAUAUAUCAACAAACACAGCAGCUGAACAUUGCCUAGGUCUGAUGAAUGUAUAAAUAGGAGUGCACCUCCCUAUAGCUCAUUCAAGGAAUAGCUCAUUCACUGACAACAUGCUUCUACGCAAUGCGCUUCGAGACUUCUUUUCACAUUAUAUUCAUAGUUGAGCAAAAGUAAUAACUUUGUUUUUCUUGCCAAAGCAAUCUUUCAUUUCAGUUUGAAAGGCACACUGGGAGGUAAGCAGUGACAAAUAAGCAAUCGGAUAGUUAACCUGUGUUCGCACUGAGGCCGCUCCAGUGAUGUACAGUUGAAGUUUGGAUGAUUGUUGAUGGAAUUUCAUAAAACAGAGAAUGAAUCUGAGGGGAAUGGUUUUUUUUGAGGGGGUUGCAGGAGAUGGACAUGUGUACACGGUAACACAUACGUUUUUAAGUGAAAAGAGCUGUUUUAUUUGAAUAAACAACAUACUGGAUAUUAGCCAUAUUAUUUAAUGUUGUCAGACAUCCAGCUAAUGAAUGCUUGUUUUUCUGUUGAAUUAUUUGAUUUGCUGUUCUUUCUGUACUGCACAUUAAAAAGGAAUAACACCAUUAAACUAGAACAGCAAAUUUGUAAUCUGCCAAGACACCCGGCUGCUUUACAGGUGACUUUUACUUUUCAUGUUUUAUGUUAAAAUGUGUGUUGGCAAAGUGUAUGAGGCAGAAAGUGCCUUUAAAAUAAACAUUCCUCCAUUUUUUUGCAUCAGCUGAGGAUAGAGAAAAAAAAAAAAAGUAUGCACCAUUACUUGAGUCUGUUAAGACAUGACCUUUGUUUUCACAGGUUUCGGUGUUGUUCAGUUUUCACAGUGAUGGGAAUAUCAAACAUUGCUGUUGUGUUCAGUGAUGUCACAGAAUGUUAUGGUUCUGAUCGUUGUGGAUCAAUAAAACCUUUUGCUUG